This is a messenger RNA of Linum trigynum, 1645 nucleotides long. Lineage: Eukaryota; Viridiplantae; Streptophyta; Magnoliopsida; Malpighiales; Linaceae. The record is from the annotation of a GenBank genome assembly.
GAUGUAAUACAUUUGGGCCUUCAUAAAAUGAAAUAAUUCAAGAGAUAUUGGGCCAAGCGGCUUGGAACAGAAUCAUGGGCUGAGCCUGAUUUGUAACGGCCCAAACUUCUCCAAUAACGGACAUAUGCAUAGCAACACCAGCACGUGUAAAAACUGUUAGCGUGCCAGUGCCACCCACCUUCUCUCUUACCAACCACAACCAAAACGACAAAGCUCAGAAUUGGGCCACAAAAAGAAAUGAAAGCCCAAAAACAAUAAUUAAUUAAUUAAUUAAUAAGAGAAAUGCAGACUUUUUUUUAAUGCAAAAACUUUGGAGAGUUGCUCCUCUAGUUCUCUCGCCGCUGCAAAUUCUUCAGUUACCAUCAGUUGGGAGAGAGAGAGAGGUAAAAAAAGAAGAAGGAAAAAACAACAGAAGGAGAGGAGAUAAAUCGGCAGAAAAUGUCGAGCUGGACGAUCGCUUUCAAGCCAUUCCACAUCCCAGCAUUCAUCAACCUCCCAUUCCGUCAUCCCCAAUUCGCCAUCGGCGGUGUUUUUGUCGGCUCCACCGCCACCCUCUGCCGCUCUUCCUCUCCUUUCGCUUCCAUGUCCACCUUCACCCUCCCCUCCAAAAAAGAGGCUGUCAAGACUGAAAAGGCGCCGGCCGCUCUUGGCCCUUAUUCUCAAGCUAUCAAAGUCAACAACCUUGUGUUUGUUUCUGGGGUUUUAGGCCUCAUUCCAGAGACUGGGAAAUUCGUCUCCGAGGAUGUCGAGGGUCAGACGGAGCAGAUCCUCAAGAACAUGGGAGAGAUUCUAAAAGCUAGUGGCGGGGACUAUUCCUCAGUCGUCAAGACAACUAUCAUGUUGGCUGACUUGGGCGACUUCAAGAAAGUGAACGAGAUCUAUGCAAAAUACUUCCCUGCUCCAUUCCCAGCUCGAUCAACAUAUCAGGUAGCAGCAUUGCCCUUGAAUGCCAGGAUUGAAAUCGAGUGCAUUGCCGAACUUCCUCAGAAGAUCGAGGCUCAGCCUGUCUAGGUAAAACAAACUUGAAUGUAGUCUUAGAAGCUAGAACUUAACAAUAAGAGAGAACGGGGAGGGGUCUCAAUAGAUGUCAAUUGAUCACUAGGCGUUUUCAGUUGCGCAACCCUCUUGAAUAUCUGUGGCCACAAAACCGUUGUCCAGUUUGUUGUGAUUCAAUAGAGAGGUAGACCGUCCCUGUAAAAAAAUUUAUGGUACAACACUCGGGUGAGAGUUGAAUCUGUGAUGGAAGCACCACUUGUUAUCUGCAGUUUCGUGCUUUUGACGUUUGAAUGAGAUUUCUAGACAGUUUAAUCCGUUUCUUUUACUAGUGUCACCGGAUCGUGCAUUGGCUGUCGAAAAUCUGCCACUGGAGUGCACGCUAACAUCCCUGUAGUUGUACAUUGGAAGUGAGAGCAAAAUAAUAACUCGGAGCUUACUAUGGCUGAGUCUGUGGAGCGCUCUUGUGAUAGUGUUUUAAGCAGCCAGUGGUCAUUUGUUGCGUCUGUAAUGGUUGUCACGCCGGCCGGCGUACCACUGGUUGAACCUGUACCGAUCAUAAAAUCGGUAUGACCGGCAUGAUCGAUAUAUGAAUCUCUAAGUUAAAUGAUCUUAUAUUAGUGAAUUUAUUUGAUAAAAAGUAAUUUAUUAU